Molecule: messenger RNA, 2687 nt
Organism: Aaosphaeria arxii CBS 175.79
Lineage: Eukaryota; Fungi; Ascomycota; Dothideomycetes; Pleosporales
Exons: 1
Coding region: 144-2675 (843 amino acids)
Biological process (GO): interstrand cross-link repair
Cellular component (GO): nucleus
Molecular function (GO): 5'-3' exonuclease activity; 5'-flap endonuclease activity; flap-structured DNA binding
Source: RefSeq, a predicted model, not a curated record
GGGCUUCGACCUAGGUCUCGUGACAGCGCGUUAGAGCCGCCUUAACGCGUUCUUAGGCUACAUCGUCAUUGAGGGGUCCACGAACCACCUCACACUUUGUCAUAUUCACCUUUCGAGCCCGCAAUCCCCUAGAUCACGACUCGAUGCUUGGUCAGUGGUUAAAAAAGUCGAAUCAGUCUUCACCCGAGAAAUCACGUCCUGCGAAGCGUCCGAAGCUCGACCCAUCUCCCUCGAAACCUCCACCUGCGCCUAAGUUUGACAGCAGAGGAAUUCCUGACUCCGAAGCCGAAGAGGAUGACAUAGUAGAGGAGGAUGCAGGACCCACCAAGAAGACGGAUCUUGAGAGCGCGCUACCUCCCGUGAAGACGGACGCUGAGGCGUUGGAGGAGUAUGAAGCGUUCAAGGCGUCGCAAGACGCGGAUACCGGCGAUGCAGAGGGGCGAUUGAAAGACAGAAAGUGGAUACGAGGAAAGAGUUCAUUAUACGUCGACGCAUUCAAUUUAGCGCUAGACACCGUUCUAGAUGAGGAGAGCCAUCUGUUCGAUGAGGCUGAGAUGGAUGCAUUUGGGCAGUGGCGAGAUCUGUCCUACGAGGCACAGUAUCUCUACGUACGAUUGUUCCUGCGCAAAACCUCUGCGUGGCAUAGAAUACGAAAUCUUGGAUACCAUAGCGAUAUAUCCGACCCUGACGCCGCGAUCGAGCUUUUGCAACGUGUACGGGACCUACCACAAGCAUCGUCGAAGGUCGAAGCGUACCCUGGCGAGCUGGAACCGCCGGCGGGGACAUCUUUAGGCACAUCAUUUACCUUUGCGGAUCGAUCAGAAGAUGAGAUCAAUACUUUGGAGGAGGCUUCAUCCUUGCUGAAACUUGAUGAAUUGAAAGCUCUCGCGAAAGACGCUAAAGUUCAAGGGAAGAACAAAAAGGAGCUGCUCAAGGCGCUACGGAGAACCAGUCAAAGACAGGUCGGUUUGGGGUUCGUUGGACUAAGAAGGUCUGAUACAGAAUCAUCAAGGCGAUCGUCAACCUCUGGAUUGGAUACUCCAGAGAAUGAGCCGGUGGAGGACCCUGCGACGGAUGCCAAUCGUGACACGCAUUUUACUCGCAAGAUUAUGAGUGGAACUGGUCCAUGUAUACGGCUAUCUCUGGCGCCUCUCAGACUAUUUGAGAGAGUUCACCUAGUCUUCUAUCGAUCCACCGAAUGGACUGAGAAAUCUCUCACUACCAUCAUUCUCGCAAAGAUAGCGCGGCGCAAUUUCCCAGAAUACAUCGUGUCUCGAUCCGCCAACAUAUUUGCAUCGCGUUCACUGUUACUGGAAUUUGAGGCCUCCAUACGAACACAAUUUCGCAUUGAUAACAUCCUGGAGUUCAACGGUAGGCCUACCGAACAGGGCUACCAGGAGAUCAUUGACAUAUCUGAAGAAGUCUACCCACGAUGGAAGGCUCUGCUGAAGGAAGAACAAAUCAAGGAAGCCAGCAUAUACUAUAGUGGUGAGGGUGCAUAUCUCAGGCGUCUUUCUCCAGCCUGGGUCUACACCCGCAUUCUACACAAAGCGAACUCCGUCCUUGCACGUCGGAAGGAACAUAAGCAUGAGCAUGAACGCCAUGCUGAGUUGCUAGAACAGCGAUUGUUCCAUCACGCUAGGCGCGGUGCAUGGUAUCAACGCAAAGCUCUUUUAGAGGAGCACUACAUGGCAGCUUUGUCGCCCAAUGAAGGCCGAAGUGAAGAUGCCCAGACAAAGCAUUGGAAGCGAGUGGCAUUAAAGACCUGCGAAGACGGACUGCAAGAUCCACUGGUUCAUAUAAUCUAUCACUACGAUCUUCAGAAGCGCAUAAUUAAGAUAGAGAAGAGUCUCAAGAUAGCCAAGCGGGCACAACACAACUUUGGACACGUUCGUCUCGCCAAACCAGCCGAGGUUACAAUCGAAGGCAUUCGGAUUGAGCGUGAACAGCCUCUGAGCAGAAGAAAUAGCUCCUCAAAUCCCAGUGGUAAGCGAGGCGCGAAAACUAUCUGGAUCGACCCACGGGAAGGCGGAGAGUGUUCUGUAGAAGAAAUGUGCCUCUCACACUACCGCGACCAAGGUUGGAAAGGUUAUCACAGCGAAGGUGGCAUUGUUCGUACACUAUUUGCCUAUCUCUUCUGUGAUAUCAUGUUUACAUAUAUUCCGAACGUUUUCCAGACUCCUUAUCAGACCUGUCCAUUAGAUCUUCAUACUGAUGCCUUCUUUCCUUCGCGGCUGUCCGAAAUAAAUCAUCGACUUAACGAAAUUUCAAACGGCGAUGCCGAGUCUAUUAUCCAGCGGGUCUGGAAUGAUCAAAAUGAGCGCCAAACUUGCAUUGUAGGCCUUGACUGGACUUUCGAGAUUGAGGAUCUACUCGAGAUCGCGAGGUGUUUCGAGGGCGAGGCUCUCGCUACCAUUUGCAAAGUAAUAGCACAGGACUAUGCACAGCGAGGAGGAGGUGUCCCAGACCUGUUCCUAUGGAAGGAAACAGAGGAAGUUGAUGGAAGUGAAAAGGGAGAUGGGCAGAGGAAAAGUAUAGUAAAGUUCGCAGAGGUCAAGAGUGAAAAUGAUCGUCUAAGUGAUACCCAGAGGUUAUGGAUCCACGUGCUCACUGGUGCUGGAAUUGCUGUUGAGCUGUGCAAUGCGGUUGCUAGGGAAGUUAGAAUCGUUGAUUAGUAGUGAAUGUAA